AUGUCCACAACGUGCGGCUGCUCAAUCGUCCAGUGGGGCAUUGCCAUUGUGUUGCUGUCAGUCGCUACCGGGCCAGGAUAUGCCAUGCCACGUACUGGGCUGCCAACGCAGUUGUUGUUCAGCGAACUGCUUGGAGCGGGUAAUGAGGACAACACCUAUUAUGGCGAGCAACUGAAGUAUCAGCACCAGCAACAGCAGGAACAGAAACAGCAACGACUGCAUUCGUUUGCCAGGAAAUGGCCUUCGCUGAGGGAUCUGCUGCUGACCGCUGACUACGAGGACCUUGGCGUGCCACAGGAUAGCAAUGAGCGAGAAGUGGUCACCAGUUCCCGUCUCCUGGCGCGUCUGCACAAGCUCAGCGAGAAUGGCGGUGGCGAGGAGUUGCGCUACAACCUGGUCAACGACUUAACUGAAAUGCCUUCCAAGAAGGUGGUGUCCAGUCCUUCUCUCAAGGAGCACAACACCAAAAAGAAUGUGCAAUUUCGUAAACAAUACAUGUCGCCGUGCCACUUUAAGAUCUGCAACAUGGGCCGCAAACGCAAUGCCGGCUCCUAUGUACCCUACUGAAGCGAUCUGAAGAGCAGAACCCCCCAAAAUAAAACUGAAAAGUAAACCCCAUCUCCACCCUAAAAAA
Molecule: messenger RNA, 634 nt
Organism: Drosophila persimilis
Lineage: Eukaryota; Metazoa; Arthropoda; Insecta; Diptera; Drosophilidae
Exons: 4
Coding region: 1-567 (188 amino acids)
Source: RefSeq, a predicted model, not a curated record